Messenger RNA from Diatraea saccharalis (sugarcane borer), 1097 nucleotides. The record is from the annotation of a GenBank genome assembly. NCBI's taxonomy places the organism in Eukaryota, Metazoa, Arthropoda, Insecta, Lepidoptera, Crambidae.
AAAGAGCACAUAUCAAACCGAACUAUUAUCUGAUACUAUAACCGAGAUGAUUUUUUUAGUCUAUAAGCCGGGAAGGUUGUAGGACUGCGCGAAGAUUUAGUAUAGCCCUACAACGGUUCGUGGGUCAUAUCUCGUGAGUCAGAAGUCGCGAAAGAUGGAGAGGCCGAUGAAUACGUAUGCUGACAAUAGAGACCCAAGACCUAGUACUAGCCGUCAGUCGGUUGAAAAAAUUGAGGUCUUCGAGGUCCGCGAACAUGUUCCCUACCAGGCAGAAGUGACCAGGGCUCCAACUGCUUACGAUGAGGAAAGUGGUGAAAUGUAUACUUCGUGGGAUUCCGCGUGGAGAGCUAUAUGUCAGAUGUUCAAUUUGUUGCACCAUAUGCAGAUUGCUAUAGUGGUGUUCUGUUUGUGGCACUUCGCUCUGACUUCGGCACCAGAUGGAGGCAUCACCAAUAUGCAGCUUCACAUCAUAUUUGCUGGAACUGGUUAUCAACUGUUCCUGGCAGAAGCUGUUCUCACACUUCACAAACACAACUCGUGGUCGUUCCAACUGUCACAAGAUUCAAAACGUAUAGUCCACGGAUGUUUGCAGCUUGCCGGCUCUUUGUUUGUUCUAGCAGGGACAUUCCUAGCACUGUCUGAAGUGGAGAUGAAUAUAGGGACGGCACAUGGCAUUUGUGGCGUUAUCGCGUUGGCGUUCACAAUAGUUAGUUUCAUCACAGGACUUGUCGCCCUCUUCUCGUCAAAAAUUCGUUUGAUGAUCAAGAGUGGACCGGUAAAGAUACUCCAUGUGGCUGUAGGUAUAUUUGCAUUAUCUAUGGGACUUAUCAGUAUGAUACUAGGUUUCAAUAGCGACUUCUUUAGUGCCACCCAAGGGGAUUUGAGUAUAGCACUUAUGAUUUUCACAGCACUAACAAUUUUAUAUACCAUUUUACAACCUGUAUACGAUAUUAUAGCUAUGUUGAAGAAUAUGCUGUGACUGAUCGAUCUAAAUGGAUCCACUUCAGAUGAAAGUGUUGCGUAGUUAUAAAUUGGAAUGUAAAAAAUAUAGGUUAUAAGAUUUUUACCACCAACGCAAGAGCAUUACACUUUCAGUA